GCGCCGGGCCCGGGAGGCGCCGCUCGCUCAGCGCGUGGCCUCGAGAGCGGCGGCGGCGGCGGUUGGCGAGGGGCAGCGUGGGGCCUCGGCCCCCGGCCGCCUCCUGCUGCUGCUGCUUCUGGCGGCCCUGCGUGCCCGGGACGGCCGGGCUGCUCCGCGGGGAGCGCCGGGCCCAGGCGUGCCUGCAGGAGACGCUUCCCCAGCAUCGCAGCUGGACGAGGUUUGGGCACCUCUGCAGAAUGCUAUGGAUAUGGCUGGAGGGGACGCUUCUUCAGAUUGCCAGCCAGACGAGGUUUUGGAGAGCGGUCAGGAUCCCACAGGUGCUCGAGGAGAAGCUGCCCCAGAUAAAACAGACGCGUAUUCUUUGGAAUUGUCAGCAGCUGUGAGGAAAAUACUGCAGGGGAAAUUUCUGGGGACAGAUAACGAGACCACGGAGGAGGAGACAUUUCGGGAAGGAGGCAGUCACAGACUGCUUGUCUCUGAUAAAGGAGCCAAGCCAAAGGAAGCAACAGGCACACCAGGACUGAGAGUGAGGUCACGCCAGUGUGACCAGCACCUUCCUCCAGAGGCUCUCGGAAGGCCGCCAAAGGCCAGCAGGCAAAAGACAGAGAGCGGAACAAGCAGACUGAGGGAAAAGGGAGUCCUGCAGAGCGCCUCCUUUCUCGAGAAAGGCUUUCUGCGCCCACGUUCUCUGGGGCCAGCUGGAAGGGAGGAAAAGAACGGAAGGCCAGGGCAAACAAGCCAUCUGCCAGCCUGCUGCCAACAAUUCAGGAGAGCUUCUCUAAGGCAGAAGAGGACGGCAAGCAGGAAGAAGCUCCUCGAGCAAGACCUCAAACUGCAGUUCCUGUUUGCAGACAUCAGAACAGGGCAGAACAGGCUUGGCGGCAUCAGGAAACACUGCCGGAGGUUCGGCCAGCCUCACCAGUGCCCCGCCUGGGAAAGAGGAGAGCACUGCGGCCGUCCUGCACAGAGCAGAGCAGAAGAAGAGCAAGCCAGAGAGGCUGCCGAGGCUGCACAGGAGAGCAAGUGUGCACCAGUGCUGGCCCCGGCCUGGAAAACUGGAGUGGCAGCACCUGUCCGAGGUGUGAGGAAGCCCAGUGCCUGAGCUCUGGGGCUGGGUACGGCGUUGCCUGAUUUCUCUUGACAUGGGAAUGACCUGGGCUAGCCCUUGGUGCCAGGGA
This is a messenger RNA of Dromaius novaehollandiae (emu), 1181 nucleotides long. RefSeq lists its product as uncharacterized. Lineage: Eukaryota; Metazoa; Chordata; Aves; Casuariiformes; Dromaiidae. The record is from RefSeq and is a predicted model, not a curated record. The transcript has 9 exons. The coding region runs from base 245 to 1105 and encodes 286 amino acids.